Hypanus sabinus (Atlantic stingray) is the source of this 2475-nucleotide messenger RNA. It is a transcript of the gene rnpep, whose product is annotated as arginyl aminopeptidase (aminopeptidase B). Gene Ontology annotation, molecular function: zinc ion binding; metalloaminopeptidase activity. The transcript has 11 exons. NCBI's taxonomy places the organism in Eukaryota, Metazoa, Chordata, Chondrichthyes, Myliobatiformes, Dasyatidae. Gene Ontology annotation, biological process: proteolysis. The record is from RefSeq and is a predicted model, not a curated record. The coding region runs from base 36 to 1919 and encodes 627 amino acids.
CUUGCGACAGUGAGUCAGUCUGCUAGUUUGCAGCGAUGGCGGCGGAGCUUCAUCUGGAGCCGACGCGCAUAACGGACCCGGCCACCGCCUCCAGUUUCCAGAGCUUCCGUGUGCGGCACCUGCACUUGGAGCUGCGGGUCGACUUCGGUCGGCGGCGGCUGGAGGGCCGCGCCGUGCUGGAGCUGAGCUGCUUGCGGCCCGAGGGCGGGCAGCUUCGGCUGGACAGCCACGCCAGCCUCAGCGUGCGGUCUGUCCGGGCUAAGUGCGGCGGCGCCGGCUCCCCCUCUGUCCCCCUGCAGCAUGAGACGCAGCCGUUCACCAGCUACGGCUCCGUCCUGGUGCUCACUCUGCCCGGCCCUUGUCGCCCGGGGGACCCGCUGGAAGUCACUAUCGACUACACGGCCACCGAUGGGCCAGGGGUGGUUUGGCUGAAUCCUGAACAGACAGCAGGAAAAGUAAAACCUUAUCUCUUCACCCAAGGUCAAGCUGUCUUAAACAGAUCUUUUUUCCCUUGCUUUGAUACCCCAGCUGUUAAAAGCACUUACUCCGCCUCUAUUAAAGUUCCAGAAGGUUUUACUGCUGUUAUGAGUGCAAAUAACUGGGAACAUGAUAAAAAGGAAAAUGUAUUCCACUUCAAAAUGGAACACCCAAUUCCUGCAUAUCUUGUUGCUUUGGCAGUUGGUGACAUUGUGUCUGCAGAGGUUGGACCAAGGAGCCGUAUCUGGACUGAACCGUGUCUGCUAGAAGCUGCCAAGGAAGAAUUUAAUGGUGUAAUUGAAGAGUUCUUGACAGUUGGUGAGAAGUUGUUUGGACCAUAUGUAUGGGGAAGGUACGAUCUUCUCUUCAUGCCGCCGUCUUUCCCGUUUGGUGGGAUGGAGAAUCCUUGCAUUACGUUUGUUACUCCAUGUCUGUUGGCCGGAGAUCGGUCAUUGGCUGAUGUCAUCAUCCAUGAGAUUUCUCACAGCUGGUUUGGCAAUCUGGUCACGAAUGCCAACUGGGGAGACUUCUGGCUAAAUGAAGGAUUUACAAUGUAUGCUCAGAGGAGAAUUUCAACAGAAAUAUACGGUCCAGAGUACACUUGUCUUGAAGCUGCCACAGGGAGAGCCCUCCUUCGUCAACACAUGGAUAACACUGGAGAGGACCAUCCCCUCAAUAAACUGAAGGUUAAAAUUGAUCAAGGGAUUGAUCCAGAUGAGACAUAUAACGAAACUCCCUAUGAAAAAGGCUUCUGCUUUGUAUCAUAUUUAGCUCACCUUGUGGGUGAUCAGAGCACGUUUGAUGCUUUCCUUCGGGCCUAUGUGAACAAAUUCAAAUUCCAAAGUAUUGUGGCGGAAGAUGCUUUAUGUUUUUAUUUAGAGUACUUCCCAGAACUCAAGAAACAAGAUAUUGAGAAAAAAACAGGAUUUGAAUUUGACUGUUGGCUGAAUACACCUGGAUGGCCUCCUUACCUGCCAGACCUUUCAUGUGGUGAUGUUCUCAUGAAACCAGCAGAAAGCUUGGCUUCACUAUGGUUGGCUACAGAGCUGAAUAUGGAUGCCAUCAAAGCUGUUGACAUAUGCUCAUGGAAAACCUACCAGAUUGUGCACUUCCUGGAUAAACUACUGGAAAAGUCACCUUUGCCUCCAGGAAAUAUUGCUAAGAUGGGUGAAGUCUACCCAAAUAUCUCCAGUUCCAAGAAUGCUGAACUGCGUUUUCGCUGGGUACAGUUAAUUGUGAAAAAUAACCACACAGAUGCAUUUGAUGAACUUCGCAAAUUUCUAGGGAGUCAGGGUAAACAGAAGUACACAGUUCCCGUUUAUCGAGCCAUGUGGUCUGAAUCUGAAAGGACACGCAAAUUAGCACAGGAAAUUUUUGCUGCUACAGGGAAUCAACUUCACAAAAAUGUACAGAAUUAUGUGAAAAAAAUAAUUUGUAAUUAAGAUUCACUAAUGAAGAAAUUUAAAUCAGUAGCUUCCAGGAGAUCUUUGAAUAUUAUACUUCAGAAUAUUUUGUCUCUAUAAAACUUGGAUUGUUUUCAGAUUUAAAUAGGGUAAAUCAAUUCAUGCUUCCAAAAUUGCCAUGAUAUUCUUUGUUGUACUAAUGUGUUCUUUCUUGUGUGUAUGCCAAAAGCAGAUCUGGGUUAAAUCUGUGAAAUUCAAUUGUUUGCAAACCUUGUAGCGCACUUGAGCUGCAAAAACAUUUUGAAGUGAGUGCAAGUGAGGAAAUUGAGAAUCCAAUUGCACAAGGAAUUGGAUUGUGCUCUUGUGGAUCUUUGCUCAGGUACUUAAUGUUUCAUGUCUCUUUCAAUAGUCAUGAUCAUCUUGGUGUAUUCCUACUACUGACUUCCCCUUCCAAAUCAUUCCUAUGGGAAUAUUUGUAUUUGGUAGUAAAAUCAAUAUUUCUGAAAGGAAAACUAGGCCAGUGCAUAAUCAAAGGAUAUUCAGUAUGUGUGUAAACUGAAAUCUGUACAAUGAAUAAAGUUGUUACCACAAACAA